This is a messenger RNA of Racocetra fulgida, 470 nucleotides long. The record is from the annotation of a GenBank genome assembly. Lineage: Eukaryota; Fungi; Glomeromycota; Glomeromycetes; Diversisporales; Gigasporaceae.
UUCUACAUUACAAAGGAGAAAAAGCAAUAACAAUCGACUUGGAGUCAGUUCCAUAGACAAUAUCAAUCCAACGCCAGUAGUACCCGGGUUGUCACCGCAAUUUCAAAUAACAGACGAACAGAGGGUGGAAAUAAAAGAAGCUUUUGACUUAUUUGAUAUAGAUAAAGAUGGUGCAUUAGAUUCACAUGAAUUAAAAGUAGCCAUGCGUGCUUUAGGAUUUAAUGAGAAAAAGGCGGAGGUUCUCGAAAUUAUACGUAAAUACGAUAAAAAUGAUGAAGGAGUCAUUUCAUUUGAGGAUUUUGAUAAAGUUAAAGAGAUUCGAAAGGCAUUCCAGCUUUUUGAUGAUGAUAAUACAGGAAAAAUUUCGUUGAAUAAUUUGAAACGAAUAGCUAAAGAGUUAGGUGAAAAUUUGGAUGACGAAGAACUUCAAGCAAUGAUCAAUGAAUUUGAUUUGGAUGAAGAUGGUGAAA